GCGGGGGAAGUUUUUCGCCACAUGAUCCCUCCUCUUCCCUGCGUGUGACGUCAUACGCAAGGGUCAGAGUGAGGGAGGAAGUUCACCGGGACGCCAGAAUCGUCUUGUCAAGCCCUGACAAUGGAUAAAUGGCUUAAAAAAUCACAACCACAGGACUCCCACGUGACUGAGGAAUGUGCCAGUAGUAGCAAAGAACCACCAACAAAGAAGACACGAGCAUUGGAAGUAGAAAAUCGCAAAAUCAAAGAAGAAUGGGAAAUUGAGUUUUUUGUGACAGAAAAGGACUCCAAGCCAUAUUGUCUGCUUUGCAACAAAACUCUUGCUAUCGGUAAAAAAUACAAUGUGAAACGUCAUUAUGACACAACUCACGCUGAAAUGGAGAAGAGAUUUCCUCCUAAAUCUGAGCAAAGAAAGCAGGAGUUAGAAAAGAUAAAAAGGCAGCUGAAUGCGCAGGCAGAGCGAAUGAGAAAAUUCAUAGGUGAAGGUGACAUGAUCCAAAUUGCCACACUAAGAUGCUCUUGGAUUUUGGCGAGGCGAAAGAAAUCUUUUGCAGAUGCAGAAAUGCUGAAAGAAACUCUACUAGCAGCACUGGAAGCUCUUACUUUUGACUUUACCGAAAAAGAAAGAGAAAAACUGACAAAAAGAGUCAAGAUGAUGCCGUUAAGCCGACAAACGACAGCUAGACGAAUCGUCAAUUUGUCUCAGAAUAUUGAAGAUCAACUGAAAAAAGAGCUGAAUUCUUGUCUCUCAUUUAGUAUCGCUCUUGAUGAAUCCACCGACAUGAGAGACACUGCGCAGUUGUGCAUUUGGAUAAGACUGGUCACCAAAGAUUUUGAAGUGAAGGAAGAAUUACUAGCCUUGUCCCCAAUUAAUGACCGAACACGAGGAUGCAAUAUACUUCAAGCUGCCAGUAAGGAGUUUGAAAAAUUUGGAUUAAAUAUGCAAAAACUGACUUCACUUGCCACAGACGGGGCACCUUCAAUGAAAGGGAAAAAUGAAGGUUUCAGCAGAUUGUUCCAAUUAAAGGAGAAAGUUUGUGUUCCCAGCUUCCACUGCAUUAUACAUCAGGAGAGUUUGUGUUGUGAACUGUUUAAGUCAGGUGAAUUGCACGAGGUGAUGGAAGAAGUAAUAAAGAUUGUAAAUUUUAUCCGUGCUCGUGCCCUCAACCAUCGGCAAUUUCUGGGAUACCUGGAAGAAGUUGAAGCAGAGUAUGGAGAUUUAAUAUAUUUUAAUGUAGUCAGAUGGUUAAGUCGCGGAAAUGUGUUGAAAAGGUUUACAGAGCUGCUUCCACAGAUAAGGGAUUUUUUGGAAUUAAAAUGCUCCCAGAGACCCAACUUGUCAGACCCUCAGUGGCUCACAAAGCUGUACUUCCUUACAGAAUUGACAAGACACCUGAACACACUGAACUUGAAACUACAGGGAAGAAACAAAAGCAUUGCAGAUUUGUACAAAGAAGUCCAGAUAUUCAGACUGAAACUGGACAUGUGGAUUGAGCAAAUAGCACUGGGAGAUUGCACUCAUUUCCCAUUGCUAAACUCCCCUGAACUCAGUGGAGUCCCAGAUUUUAAACAACUGGAGAGCUAUUUGCUUGAAACAAAAUCCCAAUUUCAAAAAAGGUUCAAGGACUUUGAUGAGUUUAGUUCAUGCUUUGACUUUCUUCGCCUCCCUUUGAAAUGCAAGCCUCAGGAUGUGUCUGAAUUUUCACGAAUAGGCGCUAUCAACAUAGCAAAAUUUCAAGAGGAACUGAUUGAACUAAAAUCGAACUAUGUCCACCAAGAAGACCCAGUGUCUCUGGACUUUUGGAGACAGAUAUAUAAAUCACAAAACUAUCCAGAAACUUCGACCUAUGUUGCCAAGCUCUGGGCAAUGUUUGGGUCUACUUGGCUCUGUGAAAGCACAUUCUCGUUUAUGAAGCUGCUCAAAUCCAAGCUGAGAGCCACAUUAAGUGAUGUUAACUUGGAAUCCGAAUUAAGAUGUGGCCUGACUGAAUACACUCCAGAGUUCUCAAACAUAGUUCAGUCAGCUAAUUACCAGUACUCUCAUUAG
This is a messenger RNA of Spea bombifrons (plains spadefoot toad), 2046 nucleotides long. Its product is annotated as general transcription factor II-I repeat domain-containing protein 2-like. Bases 121 to 2046 code for a protein of 641 amino acids. NCBI's taxonomy places the organism in Eukaryota, Metazoa, Chordata, Amphibia, Anura, Pelobatidae. The transcript has 2 exons. The record is from RefSeq and is a predicted model, not a curated record.